Molecule: messenger RNA, 3038 nt
Organism: Nanorana parkeri
Lineage: Eukaryota; Metazoa; Chordata; Amphibia; Anura; Dicroglossidae
Gene: NPEPPS
Product: aminopeptidase puromycin sensitive
Exons: 23
Coding region: 189-2816 (875 amino acids)
Biological process (GO): peptide catabolic process; proteolysis
Cellular component (GO): cytoplasm
Molecular function (GO): zinc ion binding; metalloaminopeptidase activity; peptide binding
Source: RefSeq, a predicted model, not a curated record
UAGGCGGGCCUUUGCGUGGUUGGCUGAGAAACGAUUUGACGUGAUGACGUUGCAUCUUUGCGCGGCUCCGCCCCAGUCAGUCUGUCGGUGUUCGCUGUGGGGCUCGGUUUGGUCGUUACGUUCCAGUCAACGGUCUGGUUAGCAGUUUUCAUCUCCUCGUGACAGGCUGCUGAGUUUCUCGUUACAUCAUGCCGGACCGGAGGCCUUUCGAGCGGCUGCCUGCUGACGUCAGGCCCGUGAACUACGGGCUGUGCCUUAAGCCCGACCUCAUAGACUUCACCUUCGAGGGCAAACUGGAGGCCACUGUGGAGGUAAAAAAUCCUACCAACCAGAUUGUGAUGAACUGUGCUGAUAUUGACAUCAUUACUGCCUCAUUUGCUCCAGAAGGAGAUGAAGAAGUUCAUGCCACAGGUUUCAAUUACCAGAAUGAAGACGAGAAGGUGACUUUGUCUUUUCCAAGCACCCUACAAAUGGGUACAGGAAUGUUGAAAAUAGAUUUUGUCGGUGAGUUGAAUGAUAAAAUGAAAGGUUUCUAUCGAAGCAAAUAUGCUACAGCUUCUGGAGAGGUGCACUAUGCUGCAGUGACUCAGUUUGAGGCCACAGAUGCACGGAGAGCUUUCCCCUGCUGGGAUGAGCCUGCUAUCAAAGCAACCUUUGAUGUUAUUCUCAUUGUCCCGAAGGACAGGGUAGCUUUGUCAAACAUGAAUUUAAUUGAGCGCAAGCCAUACCCUGAUGACACAAACUUGGUGGAAGUCAAGUUUGCUCGCACACCUAUAAUGUCAACCUACCUUGUGGCCUUCGUGGUGGGAGAGUAUGACUUUGUGGAAACACGAUCUGCAGAUGGGGUGCUAGUCCGUGUUUACACUCCAGUUGGAAAAGCUGAGCAGGGAAAGUUUGCUUUGGAGGUUGCUGCUAAAACGCUGCCUUUCUAUAAGGAUUACUUCAAUGUGCCCUACCCUCUUCCAAAGAUUGACCUCAUCGCCAUUGCAGACUUUGCAGCUGGAGCCAUGGAAAACUGGGGCCUCGUCACAUACAGGGAGACCGCUCUACUUAUUGAUCCCAAGAACUCUUGUUCUUCCUCCCGCCAGUGGGUGGCGCUAGUUGUUGGUCACGAAUUGGCACACCAGUGGUUUGGUAAUCUAGUCACAAUGGAAUGGUGGACCCAUUUAUGGCUGAAUGAAGGUUUUGCUUCCUGGAUUGAAUACCUCUGCGUGGAUCACUGCUUCCCAGAAUAUGACAUAUGGACACAGUUUGUUUCGGCAGAUUACACUCGUGCUCAAGAACUGGAUGCACUGGAUAACAGCCAUCCGAUAGAGGUCAGUGUGGGACACCCCUCUGAAGUAGAUGAAAUAUUUGAUGCCAUAUCAUACAGCAAAGGCGCAUCAGUGAUCCGUAUGCUCCACGAUUACAUUGGAGAUGAGGAUUUUCGAAGGGGCAUGAAUCAAUACCUCACUAAAUUCCAGGAAAAGAAUGCUGCCACAGAGGAUCUAUGGGAAUCUCUAGAACAAGCCAGUGGGAAGCCAAUUGCUGCUGUAAUGAGCACCUGGACCAAACAGAUGGGUUUCCCCUUAAUAUAUGCGGAGUCAGAAAAGAAGGAAGACUCCAGGAUCUUAAAGCUGUCUCAGAAGAAGUUUUGUGCCAGUGGUCCUCACCAUGGUGAGGAGAGUCCUCAGUGGAUGGUACCGAUCAGCAUCUGCACCAGUGAAUCCCCGGCUUCUGCUAAGUUAAGAUUACUUAUGGACAAGCCAGAGAUGACAGUUGUACUAGAAGGAGUGACCUCAGACCAGUGGGUGAAGUUAAAUCCUGGAACUGUUGGCUUCUAUCGCACCCAGUACAGCCCUUCUAUGCUGGAGAGUUUGCUGCCUGGAAUUAGAGACCUCUCCCUGCAACCUGUAGACAGGCUUGGCCUGCAAAAUGACCUAUUUUCUAUGGCUCGAGGUGGCAUCAUCAGCACAGUUGAAGUCCUGAAAGUCAUGGAGGCCUUUGUGAAUGAGCCCAAUUACACUGUGUGGAGCGACUUAAGCUGUAAUUUAGGGAUUCUGUCCACGCUGUUAUCUCACACAGAGUUUCAUGAGGAAAUUCAAGACUUUAUCAAAGAUGUUUUCUCUCCUAUUGGACAGCGUUUGGGUUGGGACCCCAAACCAGGGGAGGGACAUCUGGAUGCUUUGCUGAGAGGCCUAGUACUGGGGAAGUUAGGAAAGGCUGGUCAUAAACCUACCCUGGAAGAAGCUCGCCGCAGGUUUAAGGACCACGUUGAAGGAAAGAACACAUUAAGUGCCGAUCUCCGAAGCCCGGUUUAUGUGACUGUUCUGAAGCACGGAGAUGCCACAACGCUGGAUACAAUGCUGAAGCUCCACAAGCAAGCUGACAUGCAAGAAGAAAAGAAUAGGAUUGAGCGGGUUCUAGGAGCCAUUUCUUCUCCAGAGUUAAUCCAGAAAGUGCUAAACUUUUCCCUUUCGGAAGAGGUACGUCCACAAGAUACAGUAUCUGUAAUCGGAGGGGUUGCUGGGGCUAGUAAACCAGGCAGAAAGGCAGCAUGGACUUUUGUAAAGGAAAAUUGGGAAGAACUCCAUAAUCGGUACCAAGGUGGCUUCCUCAUUUCUCGACUGAUAAAACUUUCCGUAGAUGGUUUUGCAAGUGAAAAAAUGGCUGCAGAGAUUAAGGCAUUUUUUGAAGCUCAUCCAGUGCCCUCUGCAGAGCGUACAGUGCAACAGUGCUGUGAAAAUAUAGUCUUGAAUGCUGCCUGGCUGAAGAGAGAUGGUGAUGCCAUGCACCAGUAUCUACUGCUGCGCAAGUCACCUUCCUCUGCUGUGUGAAUGUACACAGUCAUUCCCCUCCGCCUGCUGUCUCACCGCCCCAACAGGCUAGACCCUAGGCCCCCUCCAUGGGAGGCUCUGUACUUGUCCUCCCUCAUCCCUCAAAACCCCUUCCCAACUACUGGGGAGCUGGUCCAAGAAAACCCAUGUCAGCUCCUGCUUAGUCCCCAAUCAACUCCUUAGGGAUUUUAUUAAAUUGCUCAGUCAGUCUGUACAUAUGGA